Molecule: messenger RNA, 656 nt
Organism: Westerdykella ornata
Lineage: Eukaryota; Fungi; Ascomycota; Dothideomycetes; Pleosporales; Sporormiaceae
Exons: 1
Coding region: 114-467 (117 amino acids)
Source: RefSeq, a predicted model, not a curated record
AGGCGCCUUUUCUGACGAGUGGAUCUCUCGGAACACAGGUUGAUUAUGUCCGUUUGUAAGACUUCGACCGACCAAAGGUCGGUCAGAACCGCGCUCUUCCUCUGCCUUGUUCAAUGUCAAACUGCCAGCGCCAUGGAGAGCCCAGUAACCACUUCGUUGCCGCGAUCCGGCGUAACAGCUCCCCUUGCAGCUUGCAGGAAGGCGUGCCAACCACGGGGCAAACGGAAUGGCAGAUCCCCAAAGACGGUCCUCCUGAACGAGGUGUCCGGCAUCUCCCACCUAUUCUCUCCCCAGCAAAAACCACACAACGAACAAUCGACAAGAAGCUGUCCAUCGUGACCAGAGUCUGUUGUCCAGAUGAGGGGCCCGACGUGGUUCCGCGCAUGCGAACUUUAACGCCCCGAUGGGCACAUGGAACCCCUCAAUUAGAGACUCCUUCCUCUCCUCCGCCACGACAGCAGAAGUGAGUUAGGAAGCCUCCCAGACCACGAAUCUCCCUUUCGUAAGCACCCUUCUCGCAAGCGUCCGCCUCCAUCCCGCAAGGGACCGAGGUUUCCGACAAGCGGACUGGUGGAAGUAGUCGAGAGCUCGGCGACAUGACCGCGAUGCUUUGCUUCCUCAGCAUAAUAGUACGACUACCAUGCGGGAAAUACCCG